Triticum turgidum subsp. durum (durum wheat) is the source of this 1161-nucleotide messenger RNA. Lineage: Eukaryota; Viridiplantae; Streptophyta; Magnoliopsida; Poales; Poaceae. The record is from the annotation of a GenBank genome assembly.
AUGUCCGCCGUGCCUGCGGCCGCGGCGCCGCCGUCGCCGAGGAGGUGGGAGGGGGUGGACCCGGCGCUGGAGAGGAUGGUGCUGCGCGCGUGCCUGGACCAGGCCCCCGAGCGCCGCCGCGUGCGCGAGGCCUUCAAGGACGUGCAGCUCAGCAUUGACCACUGCCUCUUCAAGGCACAAUACAGUGACAUUGGAACAAAAGAGUCAUAUGAGCGGAACUCCAGAGGUGUGGAGAUAUUCUCAAAAUGUUGGUUUCCGGAGAACCAUCGUAUGAAAGCAAUUGUUUGUCUCUGCCAUGGUUAUGGAGACACCUGUACCUUUUUCCUUGAUGGGAUUGCUAGGAAGAUUGCUUCGGCUGGAUAUGGAGUAUUUGCAUUGGACUACCCUGGUUUUGGUCUUUCCGAAGGACUUCAUGGAUAUAUUCCAAGUUUUGAUACUCUUGUUGACGAUGUAGCUGAACAUUUUGCUAAGAUCAAAGGGAAUCCUGAAUACAGAGAUCUCCCAAGCUUUCUGUUUGGCCAAUCUAUGGGUGGUGCAGUUGCAUUGAAGAUUCACUUUAAGCAACCAAAAGACUGGAAUGGUGCAAUUCUAGUUGCACCUAUGUGCAAGAUUUCAGAUGAUGUGGUACCAGCUUGGCCUGUUCAGCAAGUUCUGAUUUUCAUGGCUAAACUCCUUCCAAAAGAGAAGCUUGUUCCACAGAAAGACUUGGCAGAAUUAGCAUUCAGAGAGAAAGAAAAACAAGAGCAGUGUUCCUACAAUGUGAUUGCCUACAAGGAUAAACCACGUCUCCGAACAGCUCUGGAGAUGCUGAGGACCACACAAGAGAUAGAAAGUCGCCUAGAAGAAGUUUCCCUGCCCAUAAUCAUUCUGCAUGGCGAGGCUGAUUUGGUCACCGACCCAGGCGUGAGCAAAGAUCUGUAUGAAAAAGCGAAGACAUCGGACAAGACGCUGCGACUUUACAAAGACGCCUACCACGCCAUCUUGGAAGGCGAACCAGACGAGGGGAUCUUCAAAGUUCUCGACGAUAUAAUCUCUUGGCUGGAUCAGCAUUCCGCAAAUGAAAUACCCUCGUCCAUUCAUCAUCUGUGGUGUGUGAUGCGCAAAAGGCCGUGCUUGGUUCGUCGGUUUUUGGCCCAAAACCGGGCUGUGAUGGGGCAGUAA